Eriocheir sinensis (Chinese mitten crab) is the source of this 3844-nucleotide messenger RNA. RefSeq names its product NPC intracellular cholesterol transporter 1-like. The transcript has 2 exons. The record is from RefSeq and is a predicted model, not a curated record. Bases 212 to 3112 code for a protein of 966 amino acids. Gene Ontology annotation, cellular component: membrane. NCBI's taxonomy places the organism in Eukaryota, Metazoa, Arthropoda, Malacostraca, Decapoda, Varunidae.
GGGUGGGUGGUACAUGGGCGUGUCAAGGAAAAGGGCAGCGAAGUGGACUGGUCUGAUCCGGAAAAGAAAGAGCAGCUAACCAGCUAGCAAUAUUGAUCCUCCUUGCACGUUCCUCAGAGGCGGGGCGUCAGUCUUAACGCCACGGGUCAGAGCAGCAACACUCUCCCCCACACGCCCUGCAUGCACAGCGUUCACUAAGGCCAAUGUGACCAUGCUCGAGGUGUGGCGACGGGGGGGCAAGGCGCUGAAGAACGCGAGUGCCAGGCUGGUGGGGACCAUAGAGGUGGCCUUCUAUUGGUACGGCAGGGCCAUCGCCACCGUGCCGGUCCUCGCCAUCGUGGUGUGUCUGGUGCUGACGGCUGUGUGUGGCAUCGGACUUACUCAGUUCCAGCAGGAGACUCGCCCAGUCAAGCUAUGGACUCCCGACGAUUCAGAGUUUGUGCGAGUGCAAGAGUGGAUGGAAAACAACUUUGCCACAGACAUACGCUUCAACAUGGCCAUCUACGAGGCUGACAACGUGCUGAACAAAAACGUUUUGCUGGAAAUGUUGCGCGUGCACGAAGUUCUGGCCAAUACCACCACCAGUGCCGGCACCACCUGGGACAACACCUGCUGGAGGGUGCAAGCUCUUCCCAUUUUCCCAUUCGGUAGACGGCGGGAAGUUAAUACAUCACAGGAGAGUCCCGAACAUCAACUCAACGACUUCAGCGAUAUUCUUCCCCGAGAAGGUUACUGUGAACGUUUCGAGUCCUUGAGAGAGGUCUGCCUGGAGGGGGGUCUUCUGGACGUGUUCGGCUAUGACCGAGACUUCCUCGCCAGCCUGACGCAAGAGCAGAUCCUGAACGAGAUAAACGACGCCCAGACGAGCACCAUCACCGGCUUCCCUUUCAACGUGACCCGGUACUUGGCGCAAGUCAAGCGUGACAAUGAAGGUUAUAUUGUUCUCGCGCGCGCCGCCUCACACACGUGGUUCACGCGGGUCAACAGGUCAGCCCUGGUGGGUGACGGCUUGGUCAAUGACGCAGGCACAGGCACACAAGUGGACAAGGAAACUAAAGAAUGGGAGAAGCAGGUGGUCGUCAACCUUCUGAACACGACCAAUCGCCCACCGAAGAUCAAGUUUUACCUCAUGUCGGCGUCCAGUUACGGGACAAUAAGUGGCAAACACAUUCGGGAUGACCUGCAUCACCUCGGCUUUGGCUUCGUCGUCGUGUUCGUGUUCGUGGUGGUGAUGCUGGGCCGCCGUAAUCACGUGGAGGCACGGCCGCUGCUGUCUCUGCUUGGCCUGACGUGCGUGGGCAUGGCAGUGCUUAUCUCGUACGGCCUCUGUUCCGCGUGUGGCAUUCCCUACGGACCCGUCAACAGCAUCAUUCCCUUUCUGCUGCUCGGCCUGGGCAUAGACGACAUGUUCGUGAUCCUGGAGUCGUGGCGGUGCUUGACUCCGACGGAGCAGGAGUGGAAGCUGGCAGACCGGAUAGGUGUGACGCUGGGUCGCGCGGGUGUGGCCAUCACCGUCACUUCCCUCACUGACUUCCUGGCAUUUACUGUGGGCAGCACCACUGACCUUCCUGCCCUCAGGUAUUUCUGCAUAUACUCUGCCGUUGGCAUUGCUUCGAUCUACUUCUUGCAGGUAACUUACUUUGUGGCGUGGCUCACCCUGGACCAGCGGCGCCUGGAGGACCGCCGACACGGCUUGCUGUGGUGUUGGAAAAUGUCCCCGACCUGGUCAGCGCGUGACUGCAGCCAGCAUGACUUGUGUCACGAGUUUUUCGCACGUGUGUACGCCAAGGUGUUGUUGCAGCCCUGCAUGAGGAUCACGGUGCUGCUGCUGACGGGCAUCGUGUUCGGGGUGUCCAUCUGGGGCCUGGCCAACCUCAAGCAAGAGUUUGAUCCCAUCUGGUUCCUCCCUCACGACUCAUACUUGCAUCAUUAUUUUGAAAAACAAAGAGAAUACUUCCCUUCAUCUGAGGAACCAGCAUCCGUGUAUUUCGCCAACAUCAAUCUGGUGGAGGAGCUGCCUAAGAUACAGAGACUGACGGAACGCCUCCUCGCCAGCAAGUAUGUGGCUAAAGUUGACAGCUGGGUUGACAAGUAUAUUGCACACUGGGAAGACGCACUCACAGCUGACCCAAAUUUGUUCCCCGAUCGGCUGACGCAAUUCCUGUUCUCAGCCGGCGGCGCACCCUAUCGCGACCGAAAUUUUCGUUUCAAUACGAGUCUGUCAUGCCUAGAGGAUGCCCCGCCUAUCAGGGCCACGAGCAUAGACUUCAGCUACAAGUUGCAGCCAUCUUCCCAGGAGAAGGUAGAGGCGAUGGAGGGUGUGCGGAACAUUGUUCACGGUGCGAAUAUGAGCGGCGAGGUGCGGGUGUGGGCGCGUGUGUAUGCCACUUGGGAAACUAAUAAGGUGAUCAAGAAGGAACUAUUCCGUAACUUGGGUGUGGCAACAGUAGUGGUGGCGAUGACGACGCUGGUGCUGCUGGCAAGUGUAUCAGCCAGCUGCAUGGUGGUGCUGUGCGUGGUCUUCACACUGGUGGACGUGGCUGCCCUCAUCCACUGGUGGGGCCUUACAGUUGACAUCGUGUCCUGUAUAGACCUGGUGCUGGCUGUGGGUCUCUGUGUGGAUUACGCGGCACACGUCGCCCACACCUUCCUCACCAAGACGGGGGAUCGCAUCCAGCGUGCGGCAGACACGCUGGCCACUAUCGGCCCGCCAGUCUUCAGCGGGGGGUUCUCGACCUUCCUCGCUUUCGUCUUCCUGGCAAACUCAUCGUCACAUGUCUUUCAAAGCUUCUUCAAGGUUUGCUUCGGCGUGUGCCUGUAUGGGCUGUACCAUGGUCUCGUCUUCCUGCCAGCGCUGCUGGCCCUGAUCGGCCCAGAGAGCCACAACUCUGUCACGCCGUACCCGGGCACGCCUCGCUCGCCGCGUACGCCUCGCUCGCUGCGUACGCCAUCCUCGUCCAACAGUGUCUUGUCUCCACGAGAGAAGAAAAGUUGUAAUAGCGAUGAAAAAGUCAACGAUGAAGAAAGGACAGAGGCAGUGUCGUGGGAGGAGGACGAGGUGGGCGUGUUUACGGUGGAGGGGCAGGACGGCGGGCCCACGCAAGGCAGCUAGUAAUAAAACGCAUAAAAUAUUCACUGAUCUGGCGAGAACAGUGACCUUGGUGGGAAACAUGGAAACAUGUAGGCAUACUUGAAGUUCAAUCCGCCCAUCAUAAUAUGUUUCUCUUGGUGUGAUUGAUAUGAAAAUACCACUAUAGUGGUUUCCAGACCUUCCCCUCAUCCCACCAGACCACCUAACGAGCAUCGCAUUCAUCCCCUCCCCCGCCCCCUGAUGACAGGCGCAACGUAGUACAAACCAUGGACCGGAGGUAGGAUAGAGGCCGAGAUCCGCACGACUUGAAGUUAGCUAACUGUAAUAAUGUGGUAAGAAGGAAUAUGUUGUCUGUUAGCACAAAUGACCCCAGUUUGUCAUUUCUGAAGGGUCUAAACCAUUUUAUAAACCUAGCCAUGGACGAACGAUGGGGGUGUGGUUGGAUGAGGUGCAGGCGCGCUCCGCCACGCCUCCAACCAAAAUGUGGCGACCAAGGCUUAUUACAUUUGACAGUACAGCAGGCGCGGCUCUCGGCCUCUCCACUUGAGUCUAUAGUCGCUGCAAAGUCUGCCUCUACUUGUACCACUAUAUUUUUUUUCAUACCUUUGGAUAGUCACUUGGAGGAAGAUAAUAGAUAGCACCUCUCAGUGUCCUUGGCAGCUCAGUAUGAUCUGGGAUCAUUUAUACAGCUGAAAUACCAUUCCUUCCUGGAAUGGUGGUUCCUAUGGUUAUUUAUUUACAAUACUAGUAAAU